This is a messenger RNA of Solea senegalensis (Senegalese sole), 2125 nucleotides long. RefSeq names its product lysophosphatidic acid receptor 6-like. NCBI's taxonomy places the organism in Eukaryota, Metazoa, Chordata, Actinopteri, Pleuronectiformes, Soleidae. Gene Ontology annotation, molecular function: lysophosphatidic acid receptor activity. The transcript has a single exon. The record is from RefSeq and is a predicted model, not a curated record. Gene Ontology annotation, biological process: phospholipase C-activating G protein-coupled receptor signaling pathway; positive regulation of Rho protein signal transduction. Bases 476 to 1585 code for a protein of 369 amino acids. Gene Ontology annotation, cellular component: membrane.
UGUGAGUGUGAGUGAGCCUGUCACUUGUGCUGUGUGCGCUAUGAGCUGUAUGGUUUACAGUCACGCCGACGCGGAGAAACAAUCCCCAUGCCCUCCAAACGUUUCUGCAGGAAGAGAGCAUAGCGAGAGAAGGACACAACCCUAACCCCGGAGUUAAGGAAAGACACGAGAUUCUUCUCUCAAAGAGGGGGGGAAAAAACAUUUCAACAGCGGAAGACAACUGAAAAUGAGAAAUACUGGAAUUGCAGGACGACUGGCACAUCAAAGAAAACUGACGUAACCAACUGUGGAUACAAAUACAGGUAUUUUUAAGGAAUUGCCAUAUGUUUUUCAGCACUUUCUAAAAUAAACACAAAGAGACUGAAGUGCUGGGUGCACAAAGUUGGAUUAACAAGUUGAAUUUCGAAUUUUUUUGUUGUUGCCGAGGAGACAAUUGAGGACAGUUACACUCUGUAGUCCCGAGCCUGCUCUAAAGAUGUAUAACAGCACUCCACACACCUCCAACGCCACUAAUACAAUAAGUGCUACCAACAAUUACAUGAGCUGUGAUAAGAACGAUGACUUUAAAUACCCCAUGUACAGUUCAGUUUUCAGCCUGGUGUUUGCAGUUGGAUUUCUCUUCAACCUGAUGGCUGUAUACAUUUUUGGCUGUACAUUCAAACAACGAAACGAAACCACGACGUACAUGAUCAACCUCGUGGUUUCGGACUCCCUCUUCGUUCUCAGUCUGCCUUUUCGGAUCGUUUACUUCAUUAAACGUGAAUGGCUGUUUGGCAGUGUGCUCUGCAAGAUCUCCGUGGCCCUCUUCUACACCAACAUGUACGGCAGCAUCCUCUUCCUCACCUGCAUUAGCGUUGACCGUUUCCUGGCCAUUGUGCACCCAUUCAGAUCCCAGGUCAUUCGCACUAAGAGGAAUGCCAAACUGGCCUGCUGUGUGGUGUGGGUGUUGAUUCUUUCUGGGAGCUUACCCACGGGGUUCCUUUUGGACACCACGUCUCCCAAAAAUGUCAACUCCUCUGCAAAUUUCUGCUUCGAGAACUACUCCAAGAAGCAGUGGAAGUCGGAGCUGUCGAAGGUGGUGGUGUUCAUCGAGACUGUGGGCUUCAUCCUCCCGCUGCUGGUCAAUGUGUUCUGCUCGGUCAUGGUGCUACGGACACUGAAGAGACCGCAGACCAUUAGCCGCGGGGGGAGCAUCAACAAGAAAAAAAUCUUGCAGAUGAUCUUUGUCCAUUUAUUUAUCUUCUGCUUCUGUUUCAUCCCCUACAACGUCAAUCUGAUCUUCUACGCCCUGGUGCGCUCCAACGUCCUGAAAGGAUGCUACGUGGAAAACGUGGUCAGAACUAUCUACCCCAUUGCUCUGUGCAUAGCAGUGACCAACUGCUGCUUUGAUCCAGUCAUAUACUACUUCACAUCGGAAACCAUUCAAAGCUCCAUCAAACGCAAGUCCACGGUAUGGCACAACGGCGCGAGGCUCUUUGACAGACUGCAGAUGGACAGUCCACAGAGUAGUCCAAUUACAACUCCAAAAAACCUCACCAUGACUAGUCUGAGAUCAAGAAUACUUGGCAGUGAGUCGACAGUCUAAUGAACACCAUGAACUACCGAAUUAAGAUUACUGCUGGUAAAACUGUGACGGACGUUGGUGGAAACAGAGUGGUCUUUAAUAUCACGACAACCCAGUAACGGCUGCUCAUGAGGAGUCACUCUGUCAGCAUCUACUGGAAACCAAAGAGAGACUUCUGACGCUAAUCACUAUUUAAGCAAUUCCUCUUAUAAAGGAGACAUUUCACAGUGCAUUGAUAAAUGAUGAGUUAUGAUUUUGUAGUGUACAUUAGGGACUGACAAGUGUGUAAGUCUUGUCACAUGUAAGUCUUGUUAUUUGCAUGGCGCAGCUUUUCCACAUUAGACUUUGUUUUUGUGGUUUUAUUCCUCGGAGAAGAUUUUCUUUUUUUGGUAAAUUCUUCUUAACCAAUGAAAAACCAGUAUUACAACUUUCUAUAUGUACUGUGCAUUUUUUUUUUUUACAUAUUUGUGGCCUCAAUAGGGCUUUUAAGCACUUUAAAUAACAGCUUGUUUUGUAAGAGCGUACGUUUUAUAUGACAGAAAAUAAACAUGAUUAUCUUCA